ACCAUCACCUUCCCCUGGCCCCUUGGGAGGCGCUGCUAUUGGGACAACAAGUGGUUCCACAUACUUAACAUCAUCACAAUUACUAAACAAAGCAAGUCCUGCUAUUCUUUCAAAUAUCCCUGGUUCAUACCAGGAAAUCCAUUCACAUUUAAUUGACAAGAUAUCCAAUGUUAACGAUUUGGACUCACAGGUAUUUUCCAAACUAAUUAAAAUGAAUUAUUUGAGCAAUUAUCAGAAAUCAAGAAUCUUGGAUGUCGCUUAUGAUAAUCAAUUAAUGCCAGUUAACAUUGCCAACAACUUUUAUCAGAUUUUAGGAUUGAUAGCUUUGGAAAUUGAUGUGCCUGGUUCAGCAGAUUACGUAAGUUUACAGUUUAGAUUGAAUAACUUACCGGAAUUACCUAGGAAAUUCGUCCAGUCAAUAAUUGAAGAGAAUGAAGAUGAUGAAGGUGGACAUUUUACUGAUCCCUUGCAUGCAAUUGGUAAUUCUACUGAUGGUGGUGAGUGGAAAAGAAGAAAUCUGGGUGCUGCACAAGAUGACGAUAACGACGACGAUACUGAUGACCCAUUAUUGGCCGAUCAUACUAGUUCUCACAGUUUAAUUGAUGAAACUGAGGCUGAAGGAUUGAAACCAACUGGUCAAUCAAGAACUGAUAGUGGUAAUAUCAUUGAUUCAGCAUUAAUCGACAAUUAUGUGGCCGAAAUUAGAGAUAAAUUUAAGCCUUUACUUGAAGGGAAUGAUCAAGUUAGAAUUAAAGAAGUACCAGAAAAGGAAGGAAUCAUAUUCAAGCAUAUUAAUUAUAUAAUUACAUUUGAAUCAGGUGGACAUUCAAAGAAAGUUAUUCGAAGAUAUUCCGAUUUCGUAUGGUUAUUGGACUUUUUGUUACAAAAAUAUCCCUUUAGAGUCAUUCCCGGAUUACCACCAAAGAAAUUCACAGUAGGAUCUUCCCCAGAUUCACAAUUCUUGCAAAGACGUCGUCGCGGAUUACACAGAUUUUUGAAUCAAUUGAUUAAACAUCCCGUACUUUCAGAGGAGCCAGUAGUACAAACUUUCCUUUCUGUACCUACUGAUAUCACCACUUGGAAGAAACAAGCCAAGAUUGAUUAUUCACUCGAGUUUAAGGGCGAGAAAAUCGGUCCUAAUUUCAUCAAUGUGAUUUGGCCCAAAAUUGGGGUUGAAUUCUUAAAAAACUGGAAACAAGCUGAAACCAAUGUUAAUAAGUUGAUUGAAAUUUGGACAAAAGUUGUACUAUUGGUGGAAAGACAUGAAAAACGUCAACAGCAAAUUAGUUUUGACAAUGGGAAAUUUGUGGAAAUGUUGAGUAAGUUUAGAGAACUAGAUACCAAUGUAUAUCCAAAUUCCAAUGAGACAUUGUUGCAUGAUAACGAUAUUGGUAAUGUCAAUGACCUGUUGGGAUACAUUAGUGAAUAUUUCAACAAGUCAAGUCAAAUACUAAUUGAUGAAAGUUAUUCUAUUAACACGAAUAUUUUAGAAAAGUUCAAGAAUUAUUUGGAUUAUUUGUACUCAUUACAAGAGUUGUUUGAUAGAACCAAAAGACUUUCCAUCAACACAAUUGAACAAUUAGAAGCUAAAAUCCGAGAAAAUGAAACCAAAUUCAAGAAGUUAAGUACCGAGGAUGCUGAUGCCAAGGGUGCAGAUAUUACAAAAUUAAGACAAAUUAUAAUCAACGACAAGCAAGAAAUUUUCCAACAAUUAAAUAAGGAUUGGUUAAUUAAACAAUGCUGCUUUCAAGAGUUUGUUCUGUUUCAAGAAACUCAAUUCUUGAUUGGUGAAUUGUGGAUUGAAUGGUGUAAAGGCAGAUACAGAUUUGAAGAGAAAAUUGUGGGAUUAUACGAUAACUUAAAUCGCGAAAUUAUCAAUGAUAUGCCAACUAGUAGAUAAACUGGUUCUUUUUAUAUAGUACAUAUAUACAUUUAUAAUUCAUGAAUAAUCUUCAACCAUUUUGCAAUGACUGGAAUUUCCUCAUUCAUAUUCAACUUGGCAUCAAAGUAUUUCCUAUCAAGUACAUUAACAAUAUUAAGUUCUUCCUUGGCUUGAUUAAACAAGUCUUGAUUGUUGAGUUUUAAAGUAGACAAUAUCCUACCGACUUGUACACCUAAUUCAGCUCCCUUAGGAAACCCUUCGUCAAAUCCUUGUUGUAGACUGUCUUCUUGCUGAUGCACUAAUCCAUCGAGGUAACCCUGUUUGUGAUGAGCUCUAUUGAUAUCAUUGAGGGAUUUUGGAUCAUCAUCACCCCAUAUAUCAUCGUCUUCUAUGUUUUGACUUGAUUGAAUCGGUACUACUGGUUCCUUACAUGAACAAUCUCCUUGACAUGACAUACUGUUGGACU
Spathaspora passalidarum NRRL Y-27907 is the source of this 2348-nucleotide messenger RNA. RefSeq lists its product as uncharacterized. NCBI's taxonomy places the organism in Eukaryota, Fungi, Ascomycota, Pichiomycetes, Serinales, Debaryomycetaceae. Gene Ontology annotation, molecular function: phosphatidylinositol-3-phosphate binding. The transcript is spliced from 3 exons. Gene Ontology annotation, biological process: retrograde transport, endosome to Golgi; protein targeting to vacuole. Bases 212 to 1900 code for a protein of 562 amino acids. Gene Ontology annotation, cellular component: endosome. The record is from RefSeq and is a predicted model, not a curated record.